AAACAUCGUUUGAAUCAGUGACACCUGUCACCUCUUGUCCAAGUACUGAGCAGUCAUAUGCUUUGAGGUCUAAAAGGAUGAAGUGUGAAUCAUAUAAAACCUGUGGUGGGGAACCAUGCGUCUAUCACUGUGCCAUGAAUCCGUGGGGAAAUGCAACUGUGGAAGUGUGCGCACCUGAAACUCUUAUAACAGGCUACUAUUGUCCCCAUUUUAGCACAGGGGUCGGCAGAAUUUUAGAACACUACAGUUACCCUUGCAAGGAUUGUCCUUUCAAUUAUCUAUCAACAACGUCAUAUAAAUACAAAUCAUGCUACAACUUCAUAAAAACAUCUGAAGAAACUAAGCAGAUAGCGACUGCUACAGAACAACAAACAGCUAAAGGAAUUAGUACUGCCUUUGUGACUAAACCGAAUCCAUGUUCUGGGCACCAGCAGGGUAGAAACCGUAGAAGACUGAAAAGACCAGUAAUAUGUGGCAACAGUGCAACUACUGUCAUAUCUCCGACACAGAAACCUCCCAAAGAAAAGAUAUCCAAUUCCUCUCUGGAAGGAGCUAUUUUAUCAAGAUCUACUGAAAUGACUGAUUCUGGUGCAACAGAUUCAAAUACAAGGUCUGAAUAUGAAACAGCCAUCAUCUGUGGGACAGUUUUUGGAAUUUUGACAUUAAUCAUUACAAUUGUUAUCAUUGUCAUUUUAUUGCACAGAAAAGGAUAUGCGAGUUGUGCAGAUUGUUCACAGACAAAAAAAUUGAAGAAGAAGCAUAAGAAUUAUGAAGGUCCAGAAACACAAGGUACAGUGUUACAUCUUUACUUCACCUGAGCUUUCCUUUUCAAAAUUUGUCCAGGACUGACAACUGUCUGUAUGUAAACAUUUCACACUUAUGACUUCACACCAAAACAAGGAUAUAAAUGCUGGUUAUAAAGUAUGUGGGUUUUUUGCUGCCCCAUGUAAAUUAAGAUAACACAAUAUAACUCAUUUGAUUAUAUUACUUACGGUAUCAGGACUGUGUACAGAAAUUCAUAGGAGGCAAGGGAAACAACCCAACAAAGAAGUAUAGCGCACAUUGUGUGCAAUUUCGUCGACAUAAAUACUUUUACUUGAAUAUCAUUUUUUACAAAUAUUUUGCUAUACAAUGUCAGUUUAUUGUGUUUACUCAAUAAAGAUAUCUAUAUGUUGAUAGUAUCUUUAUUUGAUAAGCAUAAACAUCACCGUGAUUAUAUAGAGUAUAUAGUAAAUGUAACAUAAUGGGCCUAAAAAAUUGCAAACUGUUGCCAAAGGCCAUCCUAAACCAGAAAUAAAACACUGAAAUUGUGUUACUUGAGUAUGGCUGUACAUAAGUCCAUUUGAGGAAAUUUGGUUUAAGGUGGUCCUCUUGUUGAAAAUGGCUAAAAUAUGACAAAAAUCGUUCUCAAAAUUUACCUCGAGAUUUAGCAGCCUGUCAAACGUUAAACCUUUAAACUUACAUGCCUGGGUGGCCUAGUGGUUUAGUUGCUUGGUAAACUUACACCUAAAGCAUGCAUU
Ostrea edulis (European flat oyster) is the source of this 1520-nucleotide messenger RNA. RefSeq lists its product as uncharacterized. The record is from RefSeq and is a predicted model, not a curated record. The transcript is spliced from 5 exons. Lineage: Eukaryota; Metazoa; Mollusca; Bivalvia; Ostreida; Ostreidae. Bases 78 to 818 code for a protein of 246 amino acids.